Molecule: messenger RNA, 3510 nt
Organism: Melanotaenia boesemani (Boeseman's rainbowfish)
Lineage: Eukaryota; Metazoa; Chordata; Actinopteri; Atheriniformes; Melanotaeniidae
Gene: asb7
Product: ankyrin repeat and SOCS box containing 7
Exons: 5
Coding region: 272-1267 (331 amino acids)
Biological process (GO): regulation of gene expression; intracellular signal transduction
Cellular component (GO): nucleus
Molecular function (GO): protein binding
Source: RefSeq, a predicted model, not a curated record
AAGUGUCAUUGUUUUUCCUGCUGACGUCACACUGUUGUUUCCACUCACAGACUUUGGAGUUAAAGCUGAUUGAUUGACAGCGGAAUGAUCCUGAUGGCGACCUGCAGAGGUUUCUAGGAAACUUUUCAGAAACGGUAAACGUCGCUGUUUGGUUCGGCGUUGACGCAGAAAGUUCGGGAACGAUGCAGCUCUGACAACUCCAGUCUGCAGGCUGAUUGGCUCAACGUCUGCCCAGCGUCUGUCUCAGAACAUCUGCAGGAGCAGCUACGAUAUGACUAAGAGAAGUCCAUCUCUCCAGCUGGUCAAAAGGAUGCUGAACCAUCACUGCAGAGGGAACCCCGAGCUUCAUGAGGAGCUGCAGAUUCAGGCUGCCGUGGCAGCGGGGGAUGUCUGCACCGUCCGGAAGAUGCUGGAGCAGGGAUACUCUCCCAAGAUCCGGGACGCCAAUGGCUGGACUCUGCUCCACUUCUCUGCUGCCAAAGGAAAGGAGAGAUGUGUUCGGGUGUUUCUAGAGCACGGAGCUGACCCCACAGUGAAGGACUUCAUCGGUGGAUUCACCGCCCUCCAUUAUGCCGCCAUGCACGGCAGGGCACGCAUCGCCCGGCUGAUGCUGGAGUCGGAAUUUCGUGGCGACAUCAUCAAUGCUAAAAGCAAUGAUGGUUGGACGCCGCUUCACGUGGCUGCGCACUACGGCCGCGACUCAUUUGUGCGCCUCCUCCUGGAGUUCAGGGCCGAGGUGGACCCGCUGAGCGACAAAGGGACCACGCCGCUGCAGCUGGCCAUCAUCCGGGAGCGCUCCAGCUGCGUCCGAAUCCUGCUCGACCACAGCGCCAACAUUGACAUUCAGAACGGCUUCCUGCUGCGGUACGCCGUCAUCAAAGGAAACCAUUCGUACUGCCGCAUGUUCCUUCAGAGGGGAGCAGACACUAAUUUGGGUCGUAUGGAGGAUGGCCAGACCCCCCUACACCUGUCAGCCCUCAGGGACGAUGUACUGUGUGCUCAGAUGCUCUACUUGUACGGGGCCGACACCAACACCAGGAACUACGAGGGCCAGACGCCGGUUGCUGUGUCUGUUAGCAUGUCUGGGAUCAGCCGGCCUUGUCUGGACUUUCUGCAGGAAGUCACCAGACAACCUCGGACUCUACAGGACUUGUGUCGAAUAAAGAUCCGACACUGUAUCGGCCUUCAGAGCCUCAAGUUCUUGGAGGAUCUUCCCAUCGCCAAGGUUAUGAAAGACUAUUUAAGACAUAAGUUUGACAGUUUGUGAAGUGACGUUAGAAACUCUGAUCAGACUAUGCAAUCAUCCACCGGUCCAUGGUGGACAUGCUGAGGGAUGUUUGACCACCAUUUCAAUGUUCUCUUGUUCAUCAAGGAGUCCUUCUGGAAACUAGAGGUUAUUGAGGAGAGGACGUGGGUAGAUCUUAUGUUAACUUUGUGUGUUUUACGCUUGUAUGAACAAAGCCGUGUCCAGAGUCAUCAAUCAAUGACAAAGUCUUCUUUUGUCACCUUCCUCUCCAGAUCUUUGAGGUUGGAAGACUUUCUUAUCUCAGUUUUAGUUUUUACCAAAGAUUCUGGAUGUCUUAUAGGUCUGAGCUAUUUCUGUUUGCCAUCUCACCAUUUUUUUUCACCAGCUGGAGGAGCUAAUACUGCAAACUGCAUGAUGUUUUCCUUCGAUUUAGUCCUUCAACAAGACAACUGAGCAAUGCUGCUCUCUGGAACUGACCAAAGAUGGUCAGUUCAUCUUCAGAAAGUCUCACCCACAUGAAACGAGAAAGCUUCCACCAUUGACCCUUUGAAGAUGGGACAUAGUGUUUGGUGAAAGAAAGAGAAUCAUUUCAUACCAAGAGCUCCGAACAGGAACAAUCUGGACAUCUUUCCUGCUCAUCCAGAAUCUGUGGAGGAAACAGAGUCAUCCCGACAGCGAUGAAAACUUCCAACCUCAACGGCCUGGACGUUCCGGUGGAAACAUGGAACAUAAGCACGUUGGCAUUUCUGACAAUAUUUCAUUCAGCAUCUGAAGUUUUUGUCUUUCUUUGAUGUGAAGUUAAAAUAAGCUCAUUUCAGACCCAGAACUGAAAUAUGUUUGACUUAAAAGUGGUGCUGGUGUUAUUCUGAUUAAAGCUGCAUUAAAACCUAAAGAAAACAACCUACGUAGGUUAUAUUUCCUGAUUUUAAACCUGUAAAUUUUGCAGAUUGUUUACAAACUUGACAUUUUCCAGCUUUUACAGCAAGCUGAGAUGUUGUCAGUGAGGAGGUUUCUGUCUGUUACCAUCUGCUAACGGCUGAUCUGAUUCAUUUCAUUAAUCUGUCAUCAGAGUCAGAACCACAUUGAAGAAAUCUCUCUGUGAAAGCUACAUGUCAACAUUUAUGACCUCUACCACCAUUUUGUUCAUCUAGCUACAGGACGGUGGAUUGAUCAGUAAUCAUUGGUGACAAUCAUCCUCAAAUCUAUUGUCAAGACAGCAAAUCAGCUGCUGAAACUUUGAAUUGAGACUGAAAUUAAGUUAUCUGAAGGGACAACCGGUCCGGAUCCAGACUCAUUUCUUUCAAUAUUUAUUCCGUAAAACAGGAAGCAGCUGAUUUACUGGAAUGUUCUAACAAAAAUAUAAAUCCAGAACCUGUCAGAAUCAGUCGGUCCAGUCCUAAGGAGCUUAAAGUGAAUAUUUUUAUUAUUCAUUAUAGCUUGAACCCUCUGAGAGAAGCUUUCUGACAUUUAAGUAAUUUUCAGGAAUAAUUCUCCAGAAUCCUUGAAGGACUUUUCAAUGCUCUUGUUUGGUAAAAAGUAAAGAAGUAAAGCUCCUCAUCCUCAGCAAUUUUGCUCUCGCAUCCCGUCCUCUCUCCAUGCAUCAGUCUUGAGGAUUUGUAGUACAUGUGUGGACAGGUCUGAACUAUUUCUGUUUGCCAUCUCGCCAAGUUUUUCACCAGCUGGAGGAUCUAAUGCUGCAAACUGCAUGAUGUUUUUCUUCGAUUUAGACCUUCAACAAGAAAACUGAGUGUGAUCAUGUGUGGACAGGCAGAUUUGACCUUUACAGGGAAAACGGUUCAAAUGUCAUAUUGGUGCCGACUUUGAGAGGUUUUAUUUAACAGAAAAUUUUCAUACACAGUAUGCAGCUGAAAUGAUGUAACUCUUGGUGAUGCCUCCAGCUGUUUCAAGUCAGGUUAGGCAGGGGUUUAUGGACAGUAACCACCUUUUCCAGAACAGGAAUCAUGAAUAAAACUUGACAUCAGGAAUACUGACAACAGAAACAUGUUACAUGUUUUAGAGGAAAAGUCUGAUAUUCCCGACAUAUUUAAAGUUUGGAUAGUGUUGUGAUCUGUUCAGUGUGAAAAAGUGUGUGUGUGUGUUUUAAGAGCUUAAAUAUUUGUAAUCUGGAAUCUGGUGUUGUCCGUACGUUUUCUUUUAAUUGCAGAAACAUUCUGUUCUUCCUUUGACUUACAGGAAACUGUUGUGUGUUUAGUCAAUUUUUUACAUUCAUACGAAUAAAAAAAUGACAUUUAUUCUUUGGUUAA